Molecule: messenger RNA, 5380 nt
Organism: Neogale vison (American mink)
Lineage: Eukaryota; Metazoa; Chordata; Mammalia; Carnivora; Mustelidae
Gene: IKZF1
Product: IKAROS family zinc finger 1
Exons: 8
Coding region: 115-1671 (518 amino acids)
Biological process (GO): regulation of transcription by RNA polymerase II
Molecular function (GO): DNA-binding transcription factor activity; RNA polymerase II cis-regulatory region sequence-specific DNA binding
Source: RefSeq, a predicted model, not a curated record
CCCGGGCGAGCCCGGCAGGGCAGAGGGAGCCCCGGCCCCGAGGUUGCUCUCCGCGCCUGAGGAUCAGUCUUGGCCCCCAAAGUGCGACGCACACAUCCACAUAACCUGAGGACAAUGGACGCUGAUGAGGGUCAAGACAUGUCCCGAGUUUCAGGGAAGGAAAGCCCUCCAGUGAGUGACGCCCCCGAUGAUGGGGACGAGCCCAUGCCGGUCCCUGAAGACCUCUCCACCACGUCCGGCGCACAGCAGAGCUCCAAGAGUGAGAGAGGAGUGGCCGGUAAUGUUAAAGUAGAGGCUCAGAGUGAUGAAGAGAAUGGGCGUGCCUGUGAGCUGAAUGGGGAAGAAUGUGCGGAGGACUUACGCGUGCUUGAUGCCGCGGGAGAGAAAAUGAAUGGCUCCCACGGUGGCCAAGGCAGCAGAGCUUUGUCGGGAGCUGGAGGCAUUCGACUUCCUAACGGCAAACUAAAGUGUGAUGUCUGUGGGAUAAUUUGCAUCGGCCCCAAUGUGCUCAUGGUCCACAAGCGAAGCCACACUGGGGAACGGCCUUUCCAGUGCAACCAGUGCGGGGCCUCGUUCACGCAGAAGGGCAACCUGCUUCGACACAUCAAGCUGCACUCCGGGGAGAAGCCCUUCAAGUGCCACCUCUGCAACUACGCGUGCCGCCGGCGGGACGCCCUCACGGGCCACCUGAGGACGCACUCCGUUGGUAAACCUCACAAAUGUGGAUAUUGUGGCCGAAGCUAUAAACAGCGCAGCUCUUUAGAGGAACAUAAGGAGCGUUGCCACAACUACUUGCAAAGCAUGGGUCUUCCAGGCACCCUGUACCCAGUCAUUAAAGAAGAAGCUAAUCACAGUGAGAUGGCAGAAGAUCUGUGCAAGAUAGGAUCAGAGAGAUCCCUCGUGCUGGACAGACUAGCAAGUAACGUCGCCAAACGUAAGAGCUCUAUGCCUCAGAAAUUUGUUGGGGACAAGUGCCUGUCGGAUAUGCCUUAUGACAGCAGCGCCAGCUAUGAGAAAGAGAAUGAGAUGAUGCAGACCCACGUGAUGGACCAAGCCAUCAACAACGCCAUUAGCUACCUGGGGGCAGAGUCCCUGCGCCCGCUGGUGCAGACGCCCCCGGGCAGCUCCGAGGUGGUGCCGGUCAUCAACCCCAUUUACCAGCUCCACAAGCCCCAUGCAGAGGGUCCCCCGAGGUCCAACCACUCGGCCCAGGACAGCGCCGUGGAGAACCUGCUGCUGCUCUCCAAGGCCAAGUCGGUGUCCUCCGAGCGGGAGGCGUCCCCGAGCAACAGCUGCCAAGACUCGACGGACACGGAGAGCAAUAACGAGGAGCAGCGGGGCCUCAUCUACCUGACCAACCACAUCAACCCGCAUGCCCGCAACGGCCUGUCCAUCAAGGAGGAGCACCCAGCCUACGACGUGCUGCGGGCGGCCUCCGAGAGCUCCCAGGACGCCUUCCGCGUGAUCGGCACGAGCGGGGAGCCCAUGAAGGUGUACAAGUGCGAACCCUGCCGGGUGCUCUUCCUGGACCACGUCAUGUACACCAUCCACAUGGGCUGCCACGGCUUCCGCGACCCUUUUGAGUGCAACAUGUGCGGCUACCACAGCCAGGACCGGUACGAGUUCUCGUCCCACAUCACGCGGGGCGAGCACCGCUUCCACAUGAGCUAAGCCAGGCCGAGAGAGGCACGUGGGGCCCAGGCCCUCCCCUCCUGCCAGCAGCCGGGACUGGACCAGAACCUUGUGCUUUGAUUUCUAGGUGGUUUUUCGUUUCGUUUUGUAUAUUUUUUUUUUUAAGUCGGUUGGUUGGCUGGGGUUUGAUUUGCCAAGAUUUUUACUGUUAGAGACAAGGUUACAUGUGGACACCCUACCCCCGCCCCCCAAAUUGCUUUGUUACUAGAUGUGCUCAUAGACUGUUAGCCGAAAUCCCCUUCCCCGCUUCCUAGAAUUCCCCUCCUCCAAAGAGUUGCUCGUUUUUAGAGAAUGUUUGGUAAAAAUAGGUCAGGGCAUGGGAAGGAAUGAGCUGUGCUGAGCGUCUCCUGCACCCCAUGUGGCUGCCGAGGCCCCAGAUGCAGUGAGCACAGCCCUUGGUCCUCAGCCUGGCAGGUGGCCCCGUCCCCCACAACACAGCAGGGCCGAGAAACCCAAGCCGGAGCGUCUGAUCGCGUGCAUCUAGGUCUGGAAGCCUGCAGUUUGUAAAAGAUGUGAUUGUAAGUCACAGCCUGAACCAAAAGUACACUGUUGGAGCAAUGCUGGACUCCCCGGGCAAAGGGCACAAGGAGGGGUCGGAGGACCUGGUGGUCUCCGUCUCAGUUUCCAAACUGCUGUAGCAUUGCUCAGCCUUCUCUGGCUUUCCAGCAGGUGGAAGGUGCCCCCAACUCCACACUCCCGGAGGUCCAUCUGGAGACCACCGCCCUCUGCCUCCUCACAUGUGUGCCUCUCGUACCCAGAGUCUGACACAGCACUUUCAACAUCCAUCGUGAAGUGCUGACCUUAAUUCCUUUGAACCUCUCAAAUGGUAACAUUCCUCAGAAACCAAGGCUUUAUCCAAAUUCCACACUCUUCACUCCCUGCUGGUUCCACUGACAGCCAGAAGCCUGUUUCCCCUCCGAGGCCCAACCUAGACCCCAUUUCAAUGAUGUCACUGGUUUGUUGGUUGGUACAUUUCUUUCCCUGCCCUCACACUACAUUAUUCUUGUCCUAAAAUCCAUAAAAGGAGCAUGUAGUAUGAUCAGUCGUUUUCAGAGCAAGGAACUGUGAUGAGCAAAGCCCAGGAGAUGUGGCUAACAGGCUGAACCUACUUGUUAGAAACUAAACUUUGCAACAGUCUAAAACUCCCCUGUAAGGACAGAACAGCCUCUAUGUGCCCACCCAUAAAUAGGAACGUCCUUUCUCACCCGGGGCUUGGAAGGCACAGAGCGACCAUGAAACCCAUCAGCGAGGUCUGACGGGAAGAGGCAGGUGGUUCUGGAGUUAGAACCUUCCUGAGCCGUGUUGCGGGGAGCCCCGCUGAGGUGUUUGGCCAUUCUUGUCCCCACUGGAAGGGGUAGCCCUCAAGGUUAAUCCUAUCAUUAAAGAUAAUAAUCCCAACCACCUAGGCAAGUAAAAACUAUACAGUUUCCAAUGUUUACAUGUCUUUGCCAAAACUGAACCAAGGUUAACAUGAAAAAAAAAAGAAGAAAAAGAAAAAUUGUCUAUAAGCACCCCUGCAUGUAAUCUAAAUCUGGGUUUUUUAGUCACAGUGCCCUUGACAUUUGGGGCUGGAUCAUUGUUUGGGAUGGGGGAGCCCCCUGUGCCUUGCACAAUAUUUAGCAUCAAUCCAGGUCACUACCCAACAGAUACCAGUAGCAACCAAAAAUCUCUCCAGAUGUUGACAAAUGUCUCCUGGGGAAGCAAGUUGAGAACCGAGUUGGGAACCCCUGCUCCACUUAAACCAGUCGAGGGUCUGGGAACCCUUCCCAAGAGCAAGUGUACUGGAAGAAUUGUCCACUCUGGGGGUCUAGCUCCUGACCUGUGUUCCUUUGUACUCACUGAAAAUCCUAUAAAUGAAAUAGUCUCUCUCAUUCUUCAGAAGCAAAUCUCCUUGUGUGCGUUUGAGUUCUGUUGAAAGGAUGGAGCCCACACAUGUCAUUCUUGAGGUGUGGGUGUCUUUGCUUAUCAAACGGUGUGGUGUUUUGAAAUGGGAAACAGAGUCACGGAGAUUGAGACUUGGGUGCCUGGAUGUGCUGAGGCAGGUAGCGACAGGGCUGCUGACGGCUGUGAUUCCACACUCUGUCACAGAAAACUAUAUUUCAUCCAAACGAACAUGGUCAAGGUGAGAGACUUCAGAGAUUUCCGGUUUGCUGGCAGUGAACCUGCCUUGUUCUUUUCCAUCCAUCCCACACAGCCAGUUGGUGGAAAGGAGUUAAGUUUUCCCCACCACGUGGCUUCAGACAAAGCUGAACCCCAAACUGUAAAUAGUGGCCACAGAUGUUCUUUCCUAAAAUGCUCCCAUCCCCUCCCCCCACCACUGCCUUUUCCAGCUAAUGUAACCGUCUAUUUACAUACUUUUUCUUGUGGUUUUAUAUUGUAACACCAUUUUUCUUUGAGAUUAUUGUGUUUAAAGUAAGGUCCCAUAGAAUGGCAACAAGUAAUUAAAUUAUGUUACAAAGAUGGUCCUGUUCUGUACCGAAAGCUGUUGACAUUUUCUCUUCUAGCUGGUUAAAGUAGGGUUUUGCAUGACUUCAUUCCUUUAUGUGCUGUGAUCUGUUCUGUUGUUGGAUAGUGUGAGUGUGUGUCUUGGGAACUGCUGUGUCCUGAAGGGUGCCUAGGCUUUAUACACCUAUCUUUAAAAUAAACACCAGAGACAGGAGGGUCACUAGUUUUGGGUCAAUGUGUCGAUUACAGUAAGAAAUCACUGCCCUUCCCCUCCCGUCCCCAUCACUGAGCUUCCCCCAACAGAAAGCCUGGACACCUGCUCCUCACCCAGGUCCCUUCUGUGACGUGGACCUCAGAGCACAGGCUGUCCUAUUGGAAGGAUCACUAAAAAGAUUUGAGGUGUCAUUGUUUUGCCACCAAAGGUCGUAUCCCCACACCAGUCACUUCAGAGACCGGCAUGUUCCACUUCCAAUCGAGAAGCGUCCACAAAAAGAAAUCCUAGAAUCUUCAUUGACAAAGGAAGCUACUGUUAAUGGAGAUGUGAGUUUGGGGUUUUUUUUGGGGGGAGGGAUUCUUUUUAUUUCUGUGGGGGUUUUUUUUUAUUUGUUUUGAUUACCAUGUAGCUCUCAUAGUGUGGUAUUUUUGCCAAAGCAGAAGCAGAAUCAGAUGGACUUGCAGAGACAAAUCACGAAGCAGAUGUAUUUCUCUUUACCUGCACUUUUUGAGUUUCAGCAAUAAGGAAGGGUCAACUUACAAUCCAGUCAGCUUUCAUUCAGCUCUGUGUGUGUGUGCGUGUGUGUGUGUGUGUGUUUAACUUUAAAAUGAACCACAGUCAGAUCUAUUUAAGAUGGACAGGUCUCAGAAGAAAGAAGUACAUCCACACAUGGGUAUGGUCGCCUUCACUGUGAACAGAUGUAACCAGGUAUUAAUAUGCAAUAUUGUUUCAAAUACUUUCUAAUACACUUUUUUACAAUGUUGUCUGUGGGGAUCCUCAAGGUCCAAUUUGCUUGCAUCCCGGUGCAGCUUUAAGUCUCUGAACGCCAUUCUGGAAAAUAUGUGUACAGGAUUGUAAAUGAGAAAAUGCUCUUGUAUUUCCCAUCCGCCUUCUCUGGUGAUGUUAAAUUAUUUCUGUUUAGCUGUGAAAAGGGGUAGCAUACCCCCUGGAGGAAUAGAGGAUCCUUUUGUACACAUUUUGAAAAUGCUUCUUCUGUAGUGAUAGAACAAAUAAAUGCAACAAAUACUU